Messenger RNA from Lecanosticta acicola, 1986 nucleotides. The record is from the annotation of a GenBank genome assembly. NCBI's taxonomy places the organism in Eukaryota, Fungi, Ascomycota, Dothideomycetes, Mycosphaerellales, Mycosphaerellaceae.
AUGUCACAAACGCCCCGAAGCACCGUUGGUACGGCGAGGUCCUGGCACAGUCGUCAGACUGAGAGAACUGGCUGGACCGACGAGUCAUAUAAUGCACACAAUCAGGGACUGGAAGAAGUUGAAGAGGCCCGAUUACGACCUAACACUAAUGAGGAAUUCCCAUGGCUAUCGCAAGAAUUCGAACCCAUCCGAGUGCCGAAUGCGAGAACUAGGAGUCCGCCACAAUGGUAUCGAGAAGGACAGAACGCGAACAAAGAUCUGGAGAGUGGUUCCUCUCAACGUUCAGGACGUUCAGGACGAUCAGUACGGAGCGGACCACGAGAGAGCAUCGUCGAUCUUCACUUGAUCGUCUCCGACCUCGAUUACUAUGCUGGUGCCGUACACGACUUCCAGGUCGCCGAGGAGGAAGCAUUCGAAGAGGAGGAAUGGGAGGACGAGAAGAUGUCUCUUGGUGACCACGAGCGUUCAACCCAAGCCGAUGGCAAUUUUGGUCAGAUCCAAAUCAUUCGUGGGGCUUCAAAGAUGGGCAGGAACGGCACCCUGAAGCGCGGACCUUCCAACAAGUCGAACAAGGGCGAGAAGGAUAUCAACCUGGUCACUUGGGAUGGCGCGGAUGACCACGAGAACCCCAAGAACUGGACGACAAGAAAGAAGUGGAUGGCCACCUUGACGGUAUCACUCUUCACCUUCAUUUCGCCCGUCUCCAGUUCCAUGAUCGCUCCGGCUCUCGGCCAGAUACAACAGGACCUCCAUGUUUCAAGUGCUUUGGAAGCCGAACUCUCCCUCUCGGUUUUCAUUCUAGGUUUUGCCGUUGGACCCCUCUUCCUGGGUCCCUUGUCAGAACUCUUUGGUCGGAGAAUCAUCCUCCAGCUCAGCAACCUUUUCUACAUCGUCUUCAACCUUGUCGGGGGAUUCUCUACCAAUGUUGGCCAAAUUAUCGCUUUCCGCUUCCUCUCCGGUGUCGGUGGUAGUGCACCGCUCGGCAUCGGAGGAGGUGUACUCGCGGACAUCUGGACUCCAAUGGAACGUGGCCGCGCAAUGGCUCUCUAUUCACUCGCUCCCUUGCUGGGUCCCGCCAUCGGCCCCGUCGCAGGCGGGUUCAUCACGGAAUACUCUACCUGGCGCUGGGUCUUCUGGUCCACCACCAUCGCUGCCGGUUGUGUACAAGUGCUCGGCUACUUCUUCCUCCACGAAAGCUAUGCAGCAGCCAUCCUCACCCGCAAGAAGAAACUUCUCAUCAAGAUCACGGGCAAUCAAGGUCUACACACCGAAUUCGACAACCCUUCGCGCAGUUUCGCCAACCACAUCGGAGUAGCGUUCAAGCGUCCUUUUAUUCUCCUCUUCACUCAACCCAUCGUACAAGUCCUAGCCGUCUACAUCGCAUACGUCUAUGGAGUCCUCUACAUCGUCUUAGCUUCGUUCCCGGAAGUCUGGAGGAGAAUCUACAACCUCCCGCCGGGAGAGACGGGACUCAUGUAUAUUUCACUCGGAUUGGGAUUCUUCAUCGGAACCCAGAUUGCCGCCAAAUUCGCCGACAGGAUUUACAAGAAACUGAAAGCCAAGAACAACGACGUCGGACGCAGCGAAUUCCGCGUCCCGCUCAUGUUCCCGGGAGCGCUCAUGGUCCCCAGCGGCCUCAUCAUUUACGGCUGGGCAGCGCAAUACCACACCCAUUGGAUCAUUCCCAACAUCGGAACCGCCAUCUUCGCAGCGGGGAACCAGUUGGUUUUCCAGAACUGCCAAACAUACCUCGUCGACUCAUACACCCGCUUCGCAGCUUCCGCGAUCGCUGCGACCGCGGUGUUCCGAUCGCUAGGUGGCUUUGCGUUCCCGUUGUUUGCGCCUUAUAUGUAUAAUGCGCUAGGGUACGGAUGGGGCAAUAGUACGCUUGCGUUUGUGGGCAUUGCGGUGGGAGUUCCUGCUCCGUUCUUUUUGUGGUGGUACGGGGAGGCUUUGAGGAAGAAGAGUACGUUUGCUGCUGGGUAG